Molecule: messenger RNA, 810 nt
Organism: Gigantopelta aegis
Lineage: Eukaryota; Metazoa; Mollusca; Gastropoda; Neomphalida; Peltospiridae
Product: complex III assembly factor LYRM7-like
Exons: 5
Coding region: 18-458 (146 amino acids)
Biological process (GO): mitochondrial respiratory chain complex III assembly
Source: RefSeq, a predicted model, not a curated record
UCUUUCAGUUCAAUCGGAUGUUCUCGUGCGAUUUCGACUUAUUGCCGAAAAUGGCCGAGCAAAUCUCAGAAAACCUUCGGGAUUAUCUUUUGGAUGUACUACUACCGGAACGUACAUCUUGUGACCUAAAAAACAUAAGUGUUCUUUCAGCUUUUCGCACCUUACACAAAACUAGAAUAAAGAUUUUUAAUGGAGACGAAGUUGCAUUAAAUGCUGGACGAAUGAAGAUUAACGAUCAGUUCAAACAGCACAAAAACGAAACUGACGUCGCUCAAAUUGAACAGCUUGUACAAUUGGCUGAAGACAGCGAGAAGGUACUGAGGACCACAGUGGUUCAGGCCAGAGAGAGAGAUGAUGGGAUAUUUGAAAUGCACGUGACACCAGACACAAAAUUUGGCGUUAAUACCAUUUUUGAUCCGGAAGCAGAAAUUCCUACUCCGAGGAAGAAGAAGUCUUGAUAUUUUUAUUUAUUUAUUUACAUUAUGUUUAUUGUUUGUCCAAGACCGGGGUUUAGCACAAGUUUAAUUUUAAUUAUUAGAUGGUGUGGAGUGAACUGCGUUUUUGGCAUUGGAUAUUAAUGUGAUGGUAUGCCAUGAACAUAUUAUAACUGUUAUCAAUUUAGCAGAUUGUGUUGUCAUACAAACUCAGUUCAGUGAUGUUUUACUAUUACUAAUAUAAUAAAAGUGUAUUAUAAAGUUUGGCAGGUGUUUAUAGGGUACAGCUGUGUCAGAAAGGUAUAGUUUCUGUGAGUGGAGUUGUUUUCAUGUGAAAGUGUGUAAAAUAUGUCUUGAUAAUAAAAUGUAACAUGUG